Messenger RNA from Zea mays, 2574 nucleotides. RefSeq names its product 5'-AMP-activated protein kinase-related. The record is from RefSeq and is a predicted model, not a curated record. Lineage: Eukaryota; Viridiplantae; Streptophyta; Magnoliopsida; Poales; Poaceae. The transcript is spliced from 10 exons. The coding region runs from base 374 to 1966 and encodes 530 amino acids.
GAGACGGCGAGUACAGCUUCGCGCGCGGGAGGCUGCCGCCUGCGGGCUGUAGCUGUAACCAGCGCAGGCAGGCACGGUCGGUACGGGCGCGGAGGCACAGCGCGCCUGACGCCUGACGGGCGACGGCUGGGCGUGGGGGAGCGCGCGUUGGCUUUGCGACUUGCGAGUCGCUUGUCGCCAUUCGAUUCGCACGAGGCGCAGAGCGCGGGGGAUUGACAUUGGCUCGCCACCGGCUGUACGCCCUCUCCUCCUCCUCUUCUUCCUCUCCCUCGGCCUCGGUCCCUCCCGUCGCGCUCUCGCCUCUGCGUCUGCGCUUCUCUCCAGUUCUCCUUGUCGUCGAGCGGGAGCGCCGAGAGAGAGAGAUGCGACCGCGAUGCCCCCACUCGUCCCCUCGCUGCUCCUCCCAAUCCCAGCCUUGAUCCUACCCGCGCCACCUCGCCUCUCCCGCCACCGCUGCUUCCUGCCCGCCGUGUCCUCCUCCUCCUCCUCCUCGUCGUCCCCGCACUCCAGGGAGCCAUACCGCCGCCGCCGACGCGACACCCCGAGCCAGACACCGACGCCUGCGCCGCGCCCAUCCUCCCAGCCGCAGCCGCCUCCGCGCCGCGCAAAUGCCGCCACGCCCGGCGCUCGGAGUCAGGAGGAGCUGGAGGCGGCGAUCUACGACUUCAUGUGCCGCUCCGCCAAGCCGGGAGCCUUCCCCACCCGCGAGGAGCUCGUCGCGGCCGGCCGCUCCGACCUCGCGGCCGCCGUCGCGUCCAGCGGGGGCUGGCUCUCCCUAGGCUGGUCCUCCACCGCCGCGGAGGGCCCCGCGACGACGGCUGCACCGUGCUCAUCAGGCGGGGGCCACCCUGACUACCCGCCUGAGACGGGCGUGUAUUACCGUGGUGAUCUAGCGCCCGUCUCGGUGGAGGACUCCGAGUGGGAGGACGACGAAGAGGAUGCCUCACCAUCUGGGCGGGAGUCGGGAACAGAGGAGGCCAGCGAGGUCCGGCUCAACGCAGGAAUCGAGGGGAUGCUCACCAGGCUGCAGAAGGAUAGAGAGCGAGCGCGGCCACCUCCACGGACUAGUACCCACGACACACAGGGCCAAAGUGACGAUGAUGCGGGCAACAGUGGCGCUCCUAGCCAUACAGCGGCUGGUGGCAGGCAUAUUCCAAGGGCUCCUGAGAAUGGAAGUGUCCAUGGAUCUCAUUCUCAAAAUGGAACAAUAGAGGGCAACAGCACCUUUCAGGGUUCGAACGAUGAUGCAUGGCAAACAUGGACCCUUGGCAAGGGCGAUUUAUCUCAUUUUGAAGCUGCUGAGGUCUUACCUAUUGAAAGAAGAAAAGUAUCCCGACAUGAUGACAUUGCAUCCGUGCAAAAUGACAUUCACAGGUCAUCUAAUGGUGUGGCUGUAAGCGAUUUUUCUAGCGAUGGUGUUGGCACUGGAAGAGAUGAGAUACAUUCACGGCUUCAAAUUCUGGAAUUGGACCUUUCUGCUGCUCUCAAGACAUUAAGAUCAAGAUUUGACAAAGUUUUAUCAGAUUUGUCAAAUAGUAAUGGAGCAACUGUGUUGGAUGACAUCUCUGAUGAUUGGGAAUUUGAGGAGACAAAGGUAAUGCAAGCUCAGGAGGAGUUAAGAUCAAUCCGGGCUAAAAUAGCUGUGUUAGAAGGGAAGAUGGCUCUUGAGAUAAUUGAAAGGAACAAAAUAAUUGAAGAUAAACAAAGGAGGCUUGAUAAAGUUGAGAAGGCACUGAGUGAGCUCCGUACUGUCUGUAUUAUGUGGGCCAACCCUGCUUCAGAUGUUUUAGUGGUUGGGUCCUUUGAUGGCUGGACAAGUCAAAGAAAGUUGGAAAGAUCAGAAAACGGCAUGUUUUCCUUAAAUCUGAGACUGUACCCUGGUAGAUAUGAGAAUGCAGCUAGGAAUCGCCGCGGAGGUUUUGUUUGCGGUGGCAAGAGUAUUUCUUCCAGCCAAGGUACGGCAUGAAGACCAAGUGACCAACCGGAAGUGAACUUUGAAGGCAUUCGUUUAUCCAGUUCCGCGUCAACGAAGUGUGAAGGCAUGUCAAGGAGUAAAUGCUUGCAAUCAUAAUCUGGUAACUGAGCUAAAGCUUUCAUUCAAUCUUACAUCCAUUUGUAUUUCAGUUUAACCACUUACAAGUAACAAGAAACCAACUGUUUUGUUUCUUUCUCCUCUUUCAUCAGCCACUUUGACCAUCCUAUAGAUUCAAAUGAAAGGACAGUAACAAAAAUAUAAAGUAAUAACAGAGAGAGAGAGAGAGAGAGAGAGAGAGAGAGAGAGGCGUCGAUAUCAAACAACUACUAUGGUAGAUACAAAAUAAUUAUCAUGACCUUAUUUUAAGGCCCCUUUUUUUUCCUGUUGCUCUGCCAAGGCCAUAACAUAAUUACCCAAGCCACCAAGCAAACUGCCAUCAGGACCGCAUAGAGCUGAGUCCCAUUCAUGCCCGCACUCGUCGUGAUCGUGAGACGACGGUUACCUCGGCGGAUCAGUUGCUGGCCCCCUUGAACCUGUACCACCUGGCGCAGAUGACGAAGUAGAUGAAGUUAAAGACGCCGAUUCCGGCGAUGGUCCAG